GAGCCACGCAAAAAAGGCGGAAGCUAAAGCGGAAGGUCUUUCCAAAAUUAUUACGGAGCAAGUUGCAGUGUCCAUCAUAGAUUAUUUCACGAGCUUCGUGCGGCCUGGCCACCACUCAAGGCCGCAGACACGAAAUGGAACCAUGCUAGCAGAUACGAUGAACAAUACGACGUUGGACAAUUGCUCCCGUGCUGGUGGGGGGACGCAUCUUAAUUCGUGGCACGGUUGGCCAUCAUGGCAGAGAACAAGAUGGAAAUAGCUCCGCUGAAGAGCAUGGAUGACUUCAUCUGUAACUCAGCACGAUUUCAAAUCCCGAACUUCAAGGAUCCAGACAAGUGGACAAACCGUGUCAUCCAUAACCUACUGUACUAUCAAACAAACUACUUUCUUCUGGCUAUCAUCAUAUUCCUCGUUGUUGGAGUGCUACAUCCCCUGCAGUUCUGCUGUGGCAUGCUAGCCAUCUGCGUGAUGUUCGUCAUCUUUUACCACAUCACCAACCGCAAGGCGAUGGCGACCCGAUUCAAGCGAGAUCACCCACUACUGAGCCUGCUGCUUUUCCUGGCUGGCGGCAGCUUCAUCGUCUACAUGCUCGGCUCGGUGAUGGUGUUCCUGUUCGGCAUCUGCCUGCCCACGCUGGUGAUGUUGGUUCACGCUUCAAUGCGCCUGCGCAACAUCAAGAACAAACUGACGAACAAGAUGGACGCGCUCGUGCUGAAGAGGACGCCGAUGGGCUUCUUUCUGGAGCAGCUGGGCGUGGAGAGCGACAAGUUGGUGCUGUGAGCGGCCGCCGGUGUGCCCGUCCUGCCGGCUGACGCGGCGGGCGGUGACCGGGGUCGCCUUCCGGUUUCGUCCGUUGUGACUGCGAGCGGUGCGGGACUGGCUCUCGGGGCGGGGUUCGGCCAGGCCGAGGCGAGCCGGACCGUCCUUGCCCCCUCCUGCCUCUGUCGCCACUCGGUGCCGAGCCAUCCGUGUGUUGCGGCGGCUGCGUCCGCACCUGCACCGCUUUCGUUUGACGGCAGCUUCUCACUCUGGAGGAUGGCGGCCUGCGGCUGCUCGGCUCACGUUCAGGCAACGGCUUGCGGCGUCAGCUUCUCUCGCAAUGUUGCUCUUGCGGACCAUUCCGGGGGCCUCCGUGGCACCUGCUGUGAUACGGUGAACGUUUAGGGCCCGGCUAGGCCGAUGGCGGGUCGUCUGUUUUUGUACCCGUGAGCCACUGGUGACGGAUAACGGGUGUAUGACGGAGCUGUGAUGGAUCUGAUGGUGGUUCCCAGGGUGCCUCAAAGGUAGCAGCAACGGAGGGUCAGAAGCUCCUUCACGUGGUUGGAGGGGGAGGGGGGGGGGGACGAAGUAGCACCAUACUUGCUGCGAGCCUAGUGCUCGUAUGUCGGUGUAUGAAAGCAAACGCCUUUAAAAACCUCGAAGACCCCCCUCCCCAAUUGCGACGUAUGGCAGAGCCCCUGAUCGUGAAGACUGGAGCCGAAGUAAGCUGUCGGACGUGCUGGUUCGUUUCUGGACGUUGAGCCAGUCAACACUGUAAUAACGAAGCAGUGAUUCGCCGUUACUCACGGUGGCGCUUGUUGGACGUCAGCUCAGCUCUCCUUCGCAGUGUUGAUAGAUGCUAGUACGCUAGUCCACUGUUGUGUCGUGACGGUUGAGGCCAGUUCGGCUGUUCCCCGCGGUGCCAGCAGGCGCCGGUUCGUCUGGCCGCUGUGGCGCCGGCAGACGCCAGUGCGGCUGUUCCCCGUGUCGCCAAGCAGACGCCAGUGCGGCUGUUCCCCAUGGCGCCAGCAGACGCCGGCGCGACUGGCCGCUGUAGUACCAGCAUACGCUGGUUCGGCUGUUCCGCGUGGCGCCAGCAGACGCCGGUUCGUCUGUUCCCCGUGGCGCCAGCAGACGCCAGUGCGGCUGGCCGCUGUGGUUCCAGCAUACACUGGUUCGGCUGUUCCGCGUGGCGCCAGCAGACGCCAGUGCGGCUGGCCGCUGUAACGUUUCCCUGACGCCGCCUGUUGCCCAUAUCGUCGCCUUUGCGCCUGGAGCCGGUGACCCGUGUGUGAUGCGAUCAGGCCAGAAGCCCGGCCACGGCGUCGCCGCCUGCUGACGAGAGCCUUCUGCUGUCAGCUGAGCCGGAGAAGCGGCCAGCUCGCGCUCGCUGCCCUGAUCCAGGCCGCCUGGCCAUGUGUGGCCGAUGAGUGAUCGGCGCUGCCAGUAUCUAGUCAGGUGUUGGCUGCUAUCCUGCUCUGCUUGGGGCACCCUCUCCCGUGUAUUUGGGGUGAUAACACGCGUCCUCCAUACGUCCUAAUACAUGCUU
Molecule: messenger RNA, 2308 nt
Organism: Pollicipes pollicipes
Lineage: Eukaryota; Metazoa; Arthropoda; Thecostraca; Pollicipedomorpha; Pollicipedidae
Product: PRA1 family protein 3
Exons: 4
Coding region: 235-780 (181 amino acids)
Cellular component (GO): membrane
Source: RefSeq, a predicted model, not a curated record